AUGCCCUAUAUCACCGAAAUUAUGGUAUUUUGCCUUGUUUUGGGAGAUGAUCUUAGUAGCAGGUUCGAAGUUAAUAUUAAUAUGGAAAGGACCGUUUCUGGUCUUCAGAAAAUAAUUAAGCAAGCAAAAGAAAAUGCCUUCACCACUAUUGACGCUGACAAACUUAAAUUAUGGAAAGUUGAAAUUCCUACCAGAGUUACAAAUAAAAAAUUGGAAAUACUUGAAAACAAACGUCACGAUCAAAUUGAUGUAGAAAGUGAUCUUGAUGGUAUACUUUUGCAACCAGAUGAUGUGGUUGAGGAACUUUUUAAUGAGCAGCCCCCUCCAAAGCACAUCCACAUCAUCAUACAACCCCCAAAUGACAAAUGGAAACUUCCGAUGAAGAUCAAGACAGAAAAAGAGGUAGUAGAGGAUAUACUGCUUGCAACAUUAACUGGUGACCUGACAUUACAAUCACCUGAUGUAAAAAAACUUUCCCACAAGUUUUAUGACCGUGAUCAAGCUUUGAAUUUAAUCCUGGAUGUUGCUCGCACAAACUACUCCGGGCGUGAAAGUUCUGACCACAAAGAUCACGAGUUUAUUCUAAUUCCUGGAGGAAUAGGAAUAGGAAAGACACGCAUGGGGUGGGAAUCACAACAUAUGUUUUCCCGUCUGAAACCAAAAGAUAGUGACGCUGAUGAUUUUAUUGAAGCUCUAAAGAAUCCAUGCUACAUCUUCGUUGACUUGAAUAAUGGAUGCAAAUAUAUUAAAGAGUUUGAUGAAAUUGUAGGAUCAAGUGUGCGAAUAGGGACUCGUCUUGCGGUAGCUUCAGUUGAGGCUAUUAUCAUCCAUCUUGACGAAUAUCAAUUUUAUAUUAAUGAUGUCCAAAAGUACCAACAAAAAUCAUGGGCAGAUGCUCGCGAUUAUUUCAAAUCAUUACUAAGAGAGAUCGGUAGUGUUAUGCGUGGUAACAUGAUGGUAAGAACGGAGAAUAAAUAUGCCGGAGACUCUUAUCAUGGGCUUGACGGCAAAUAUUUUAUAAUCCCGAUCUGUACUGGAACAUCUGCAAUUGACAUUCAUUUUUUACCUACGGAACAUACGAACAGAAUAUUGGAGCUCAACCCAUUAAAUUAUGACUCAGCAAAGUCAAUGUUUCUUGAUAAGUAUGAAUAUUCGAGACAAACAACCGAAGCAGGAAGAAAUUUAGUGGUUCAGGGUCUUAAAUUAUAUUAUAUGUCUGAUCUUAGUAACGAAGAUAACGCAAGUCUUUCAACGAAGUUUUGUAACCUUAUCCUGAACCAACAACACUUUCGCAUUGCCAUUUAUGACACUGGUUUCAUUCCAAAGUUCAUUGAUGAUCUCUUAGGCCCUUCUGUCCUCACAUCAGAUUUUGAUUGGGGAAAUCAACUUUUCAAUAAAAUUUCUAAUCGGAAUAUUGCUAAGGUUGGAGAUAAUCCGGGUAACUGGGAAAGUUUAGAUGAUAUACGUACUGUAAUCUCAUUUGGGCUUACUAGGCAACUUGUUAAGCGAGACUUUCUAUUACCUAGCCUUACUUCCAUUGGUGAGCUUGAGCGAGCUGGUUUAGUUUAUCUCUCCAACUCUGAAGAUGAAUGGUAUACUAUUGUUAUGCCUUUCAUGAUACUGAAAGUACUUAACAUCAAGCUUCUUGUUUCUCAAGUAGAAACUGUGUUUCCAGACCAACUUCUUUUAAUUCCGACACAUGAUUCUCUUUGGCAAUGGCAAGACUUUGAACUUCUAUAUGUUUAUUACCAAAAAGCCAUUAUUGAUAGUUUGAUCGAAGUUCAGAAGUCAAUGAUUUCAUCAACUCAGCAUAAAAUCCAGUUACUUUAUUCGCACUUGCAACAAGAAGUUGAGGCAAAGAAACGAACACAAAUUGAUCAAAAAAUAAAGAUUCAAAAUGAAAAACUUACUGAUCAAAUGAACAUGAACUGGCGACUAUCUGAUGUAUUUCGUGGCGCAAAAGGCGAUGACACACUUCUUCAGCGAAGAGUUCGGUUAUACAAGCUCAAAGUUUUUACUGAAAAAGAAAAUUUUCUUCAACGGACAGACAGCAUUGCUAUUUUAAACAAAUCGAUAUUAUGCGAUGACAAUGUGACUCGCUCGUUUGAUGAAGGCAUUUUCCGCUGUCACCGAGGGUGUGCUAAUAUUGAUCACCGUUGGGUUCUUGAUUCUUCUAAUAGUGAAAAGAAAUUAGCAAUAUUCUUGCAAAUCAAGUAUUCGGAAUGCGAUGCAUCAACUACUAUUUCUACAUCAUUCAUUAAAAAAUGGUAUGAAACAACGAUGUCGUCAGUAAAAAAUUAUGAAGCUGAAUAUGAUGUGGUUCUUGUCUUGUUCACAAACCGACGUUGUUCAGGACAGCCCAAUUUUGGAAAAAUGCCUCAUCUGCUUCUUAUAUGUCUAGAAAAUAUCGAGUCGUAUCUUUCUCCGACAUUUGCCCAUCGUGGCUUAGUGGAUAGGCCAAGUGAAA
This is a messenger RNA of Racocetra fulgida, 2467 nucleotides long. The record is from the annotation of a GenBank genome assembly. Lineage: Eukaryota; Fungi; Glomeromycota; Glomeromycetes; Diversisporales; Gigasporaceae.